AUGGAUACGGAGCGCAUUGCAAACGAUGUCCUCAACAUGACGAGGGAAGAGGUCAUUCGACGUCUUCGAGAACUCGUUGAUUCUCCCACAUUGGACAACCAAUUAGAAUGGUUCGGUUUCAAGAUUAAUUUGAAAGAAAAAAAAGACUUUUUAUAUGCAAUUCAACUCCAUGUAGAAAUGCCUGAUCAUUAUGAUGUGAUCCCCUUUGAAGAAUUAUCCACCAAAGGUACUGUAUCAGAAAUAGCUCCCAACUCGCCUUUGUCACGGUAUCGCCAUCUUGAAAAUGACGUAAUGCUUUUUGGCAUGAAAACGAGGUCACGCGUGGUUCUUGACACACUGAACACUCGAGCGAUCAUGCGGAACAAAGAUCACUGUUGUGUUCCUAAGUGCAAUAACAAUAGAUCAAAAGUGCAGUCUAAUAUAACCUUUCAUCAAUUCCCGAAAGACAAAGACUUAAGAAGACAGUGGAUUAUAAAAAUUAAGCGUGAUGUCGGCCGGUCCUUCAAGAUAACCAACAGUACAAGAGUUUGCUCUGAUCAUUUUAAACCCACAGAUAUAAAAAAAACGCUAACAGGAAAAAGUGUACUCGUUAAUGGUGCUGUACCAUCCGUUUUUGAAUGGACAACUUUAUCAAAGAAACGAAAGUCACCAACGAAACGCGAAUGCACAACACGUACUAACACAACCGAGAUUGAUGUCGUGGAUAAUAUACAGCCAAUCUCCUCUACAGUCGAAAUUGGGCCCAUCGAAGAUUCAAGCGUAGACGAAAAUGUCAUCGAUACAAGCAGCCACAUGGAGGACUCCACCGUAACUACUGACACCACAAUCAUAACACCUACUGUCAACCUACAUGAUUAUUUAUUUACUGAACCCGAAAAGCCUGUAGAAGAGCUACUUGAGGCAGCGCAAGCUCGUAUCGAACAAUUAGAACAGCUGCUUUCAAAACAAUCUUUUUACAGACAACUGAAAGGGAUGUCAGACAAACGCGUUAGAUUCCAUACUGGCUUUUCGUCAUUUGCUAUUUUUGUGAGUACCUUCAAUGCCCUUAGACCCACAGCUGAAAGUAUGUUUUCAUGGUCCCAAGUACAGAGAGCACGAGCAAAAAGUGGGAAAGAUAUAAGUAACAUGAGAGACACUCUCAAGACAUGCAAACUUAGCUUAUUUGAUCAGUUUUAUUUAUGCAUUACUAAGCUGAGGCUGGGUACUUUUAAUGAGAAACUAGCCAGUGAAUUUGAUAUUUCUAUUUCAACUGUGAGUAGAGUUUUUAUUUCUUGGGUUAACUUUCUCUAUUUUGUUUUGGGAACCAUUCCUAUAUGGCCCUCUCGGGCAAAAAUUGACAAACAUAUGCCUAAGUGUUUUAAAUUGUUAUAUCCUAAAUGCCGUGGUACACUACGUAUUAGGUCCAACCUAGGUAAGAACUAUGCCAUCUGUUAA
Pocillopora verrucosa is the source of this 1434-nucleotide messenger RNA. The record is from RefSeq and is a predicted model, not a curated record. Lineage: Eukaryota; Metazoa; Cnidaria; Anthozoa; Scleractinia; Pocilloporidae.